Molecule: messenger RNA, 2970 nt
Organism: Liolophura sinensis
Lineage: Eukaryota; Metazoa; Mollusca; Polyplacophora; Chitonida; Chitonidae
Product: natural resistance-associated macrophage protein 2-like
Exons: 16
Coding region: 419-2161 (580 amino acids)
Biological process (GO): iron ion transmembrane transport; manganese ion transport
Cellular component (GO): plasma membrane; lysosomal membrane; endosome membrane
Molecular function (GO): manganese ion transmembrane transporter activity; cadmium ion transmembrane transporter activity; iron ion transmembrane transporter activity
Source: RefSeq, a predicted model, not a curated record
UCAAAGCUACUCUAAAUUAGCCAAAUAAAACUGUUGACAGGCAAAUACACAAUCAGUUCCUUUUCUUUUUCUUUUUUCUCCUUUUGGUUGACCUAGCUAACCGUAGUUUUUGUAAUUACUUUUCGUGACCUUUAACCUCGCACGUUCUCCCGUAUUUACACUCGUACCUUACUGUGUACUAAUACUGUAGCCAUGCUGAAUCAAGAUACGAGUGAGGACACGUUGUUGACAGUUCUGUGUUAUGUGUGUGUUCGUCGCGGUGUUCACUUUAAAACUUGUAGUUAAUUUUAGUUGUUUGCACAAAAUGGGGACGUGAUUACGGUGUGCGAUGCGCACAAGUCUUCCUUCUUAGCUUGUUGAGAUUAGAGGAAAGCUUUUUUUCAGAUAUGGGGGAAACGUAGCGAAAGAAACUGUGAAAAUGAUGUCCGACACGGAUCGGCUGCGGCUGGCGGACAAUAUUGACCUGGAAGAAAACAGCUUGGAGAUGAGCGCCUCUGGUGAGCACGAGGUCCGAGUGGAACAAGAAGACAUCGAUGCCGCUCUAAACAAGGAGAUCGACACUUACUAUGAAGAUCAGUUGGUGGAUAUUCCAGACGCGGACAAUACAAAGUUCAGUUUCCGUAAGCUGUGGGCAUUCACAGGUCCUGGGUUUCUGAUGAGCAUUGCUUACCUGGAUCCAGGUAACAUUGAGUCUGAUCUGCAAUCCGGAGCUGUGGCCAAUUUCAAGCUGCUGUGGGUACUACUGGCAGCCACAAUCUUGGGUCUACUCAUGCAGCGAUUGGCUGCAAGACUUGGUGUUGUCACGGGGAUGCAUUUGGCCGAAGUCUGCAACAAACGCUACCCGAAGUGGCCCCGAAUAUUCUUGUUCAUAAUGGUGGAAAUUGCAAUUAUUGGAUCUGACAUGCAAGAAGUGAUAGGAACGGCUAUUGCAUUUUAUCUUUUAUCCAAUGGAAAAAUCCCACUGUACGGCGGUGUCAUAAUCACAAUAGCAGAUACGUUUACAUUUUUAUUGCUGGACAAAUACGGUCUGCGGAAACUCGAAGCUUUCUUUGCCGUGCUCAUCACUAUAAUGGCCGUCACAUUCGGAUAUGAGUAUAUCGUGGUUGCUCCCAGCCAGACCGAGGUAAUGAAGGGGCUGUUUUUCCCGUACUGUGAAGACUGCGGAGCCCCCCAGCUCCUCCAGGCCGUCGCCAUCAUCGGUGCCGUCAUCAUGCCUCAUAACAUUUACCUGCAUUCAGCUCUGGUUAAGUCGCGUAAGAUCGAUCGCUCAAAACGAGGGCAGGUUCGAGAAGCAAACAUGUAUUUUUUCAUUGAGGCUGCCAUUGCUCUGUUCGUCUCAUUCGUCAUCAACGUCUUUGUAGUAUCUGUGUUUGCUGAGGGCUUUUAUGGAAGAAAUUCAACUGAAAUAUAUGACCAGUGUUUGGAAGCAGACAAUCCACAUGCUGAUGUUUUUAACACCACUGAAACAGCUGUAGAUCUCUUUAGAGGGGGCGUAUUCCUGGGCUGUCAGUUCGGUAUUGCAGCUAUGUAUGUGUGGGCUGUGGGCAUUUUAGCCGCAGGUCAAAGUUCAACCAUGACAGGGACCUACACUGGGCAGUUUGCAAUGGAGGGUUUCUUGGACUUGAAAUGGAAAAAGUGGCAGGUGGUUCUGGUGACCCGGUCUGUUGCCAUUUUACCUACGGUGUUUGUGGCAGUGUACCGCGGCAUCACCGACCUUACAGGGAUGAACGACCUACUGAAUGUACUCAUGAGUCUACAGCUGCCAUUUGCACUCAUUCCCAUCCUCACUUUUACCAGUUCUCCCUCCGUCAUGAAAGAGUUCUCUAAUGGGAGGGUGAUGAAAGCCGUGGCGAGUAUACUGGCCUUGGUUGUCAUAGGGAUUAAUCUGUACUUCGCUGCCAUCUACAUACCAGAGUUACCUCCCCAUUGGUGGAUGUACCUCAUCAUUGGCAUCAUCAUUUUUGUAUAUUUGGCAUUUUUGAGCUAUCUGGCAUGGUUUGCCCUGGUUGCUAUGGGCUUCCCCUUUGUGGGAAAAUGUGCUGAAAAAUAUGAUUUAGCAGGUGAUGUAGACUUUUUAAACGAAAUGGGCCUCAUGAGCGAGUUCCAAGAUGAUCAUCCCACCACGGCUUACCAACCGCUUCUCUCCGAUGAAAACACCUGAAGUUACCUCCCUUGCUCAACCUUCCCUGACCUCUGAACCUAUAACCCCAAACCUCCAGGUUGGCGAUCGCCUAUGACUGUCGUUUGUUCACGUCCUACAGCUGCAGCCUUGAUAUGGCUCAGAUGACAUCUCACCUGCAUUCUGACUGGUCGAUUUUUUCAGGAUCACAAAACCGGCUAUUCGUUGGACAGUUCGAUCAGUGCAUCAGAUGGGAGUUCGAUCAAUGCACAGAAUGGAAAAUCAUACUCAUCCACAGAGACAAUUUUACGAGAGAAGUAGAGAUUGGGGUGGUUGUAUGUUGUUUUAUUAUUAUAUUUAUUUUAUAAAGAGGUUAAUGUCAAACACAUUAUUAAUCUGCUAGUCAUCAUGGUUAAUCAUGCUUGAAAGCAUUUGGACUGAAUGCUUGCUUGCUGUCAUGAUACGUGAAAGUUCUUUGUUUUAUGUGGAAUUAACCUUCCUGGAGCAGAUUUACAUGCAUCUACGUAUUAAUUAACAUACCUUUAUUUACACAAUUCUUUACUAAUAAGGCAUUUAAUUUUCACAAUGUAUAUUUACUUGUCCUUGUUUCCAUCUACAAGAAUCAAGGAUGUUUGUAGUAAUUGACAUGCAUUUGUACGCAUGUGGCACACCUGGACAUGCAUGUGACACACCUGGACAUGCAUGUGAAACACCUGAAUGUGCAUGUGACACACCUGGACAUACAUGUGACACACCUGGACGUGCAUGUGGCACACCUGGCAUGUGGCACACCUGGACAUGCAUGUGACACACCUGGACAUGCAUGUGGCACACCUGGACAUACAUGUGAC